AUGGACCGACUGCUAAAUAAAUGUCGAAUCAGGAGUAGCCUUGCCAGAGAGUGUUUGGCAGAGUGCCUGGGGGUCUACAUCAUGAUUCUGUUUGGAUGUGGCUCCGUUGCCCAGGUAACGACAUCUGAAAACAGUAAAGGUCACUACCUGUCAAUCAAUCUGGGUUUCGCUCUGGGAACCACCUUUGGAGUCUAUGUUUCCCGUGGGGUGUCAGGUGCUCACCUGAACCCUGCAGUGUCUCUCAGCCUCUGCUUUCUGGGCAGGCAUCCUUGGACACGCCUGCCUUUCUACGUCUUCUUCCAGAUUCUGGGGGCCUUUAUGGCUGCUGCCACCGUAGCCCUGCAGUACUAUGAUGCUAUACAGUUAUACAGUGGUGGUCACCUGACUGUGAGCGGUCCCAAAGCCACAGCAGGCAUCUUCUCCACAUACCCUGCUGACUACCUGAGCCUGUGGGGGGGCAUCAUGGACCAGGUGGUGGGCACGGCUGCUCUCAUGGUGUGUAUCCUGGCUCUGGGGGACAGCAGGAACAGCCCGGCGCCUGCAGAUCUGCAGCCGGUGCUGGUGGGGGCUGUGGUGUUGGUGAUCGGAGUCUCCAUGGGCUCCAACAGCGGCUAUGCCCUUAACCCAGCCAGAGACAUUGGGCCUAGACUGUUCACAUACAUUGCUGGCUGGGGGGAUGAGGUGUUUAGGGCGGGACAUAGUUGGUGGUGGGUGCCUUUAGUGGCCACUUGUGCCGGCGCUCUGGUAGGCACACUGAUCUACGAGCUCCUCAUUGAGGUCCACCAUCCAGAGAAGGGGCUCAUCUCGGAGUCCUCAGAAGACCCAGAGUUA
This is a messenger RNA of Salvelinus namaycush (lake trout), 831 nucleotides long. RefSeq names its product aquaporin 10b (gene aqp10b). NCBI's taxonomy places the organism in Eukaryota, Metazoa, Chordata, Actinopteri, Salmoniformes, Salmonidae. The annotation marks the transcript as partial. Gene Ontology annotation, biological process: water transport; glycerol transmembrane transport. The transcript is spliced from 7 exons. Gene Ontology annotation, cellular component: plasma membrane; basolateral plasma membrane. The record is from RefSeq and is a predicted model, not a curated record. Gene Ontology annotation, molecular function: glycerol channel activity; urea transmembrane transporter activity; water channel activity.